Messenger RNA from Mycosarcoma maydis (corn smut), 1611 nucleotides. RefSeq lists its product as uncharacterized. Lineage: Eukaryota; Fungi; Basidiomycota; Ustilaginomycetes; Ustilaginales. Gene Ontology annotation, molecular function: oxidoreductase activity. The record is from RefSeq and is a predicted model, not a curated record. The transcript has a single exon. Bases 1 to 1611 code for a protein of 536 amino acids.
AUGGCUUGGAAAAGACCAGCGUGGCUGCCUGGCUCUGGUACUUGGAAUCAGUCCAAGCCUUGUACCAGCAAGGGUCAGUCAACAUCGACAUCCAAAGAUCGAGUUUCGCACAAGGAUCGGCCGUCCGAGAGCGACUCGACCACUGUCGCCUCACGAUGCACAGACACCACAACGGCCAAGUCUGGUGCUUGGACCACCAAGCUAACACGGACGGGCGAUGUGGAUGUGAUCAUCAUCGGUGCUGGCUUGUCCGGGCUGAUCGCGGCCGAUGAGCUCGUUAGAGCUGGCCUGGGUGUUAGGGUGCUCGAGGCAAAUGACCGCGUCGGUGGCAGGACGCUCGAUGUGCGUCUGGAUGAUGGCAACGUGGUCGAAAUGGGCGGUCAAUGGAUCGGCCCUGGACAGAAUCAGAUCCUGAAGCUCAUCAAAGAGCUCGGUCUGGAUACGCACGACACGUACGAUCAGGGACGCAGCAUCUACCGCUCCACCGACGGCAAGAUCAAGUCGUACAAGAACAUGAUUCCCUGCGGUGUGCUCGCAUCGCUCGAUCUUCUCAUGGCCACGCGCAAGAUCAACAGCCUAUCCAAAGGUGUACCUGCAAAGACACCGUGUCAGGCCAAGAAUGCGCGAUACUGGGACGAACGAUCCAUCGGCUGUUGGAUCGAUGACGCCAUGUGGACAACAGAGGGCAAGCAGCUCUUUCGAAUGGCCAUCAAAGCCGUGUAUGCGGAAGACUCGGAAUCGAUCAGCUUCUUGGACCUUCUUGCCACCGUGGCGGGUGCAGGUGGAGAUAUCGAGCAAGUGUUGAGCGAUGCGCAGACGACGCGUAUCGUUCAAGGCCCGCAAUCCAUCAGUGAGCGUCUUGCAGCGCGUCUACCGAAGCAUACGCUCCAACUCAAUCAAAAGGUGCUCAACAUCCAUCGCGCAUCCGAUCAAGGCGCAGCAUUGGGCCAAGACGCUUUCUACGAGGUCUCGACCGUGCAGGGACUGAGUGUCAAGGCGCCUGUUGUCAUCAUCACUCCGCCUCGACCGUUGAUCUGCCAGAUGGACUUCCAGCCAGCUUUGCCGUCCGGUCUGAUUCAGUACUACCGUCGUCAACCGAUGGGCUCAGCGAUCAAGUUCAACGUCAGCUACGCUUCGCCCUUUUGGCGUGCGGCUGGACUGAGUGGUGCCAUGAUCAACGCUGACGGUAUGAGCCCGGUUCAGAUGACGUAUGACAACUCGCCUGCGGACGCCAAGCAGGGAGUGAUUGUUGCGUUUGUGCUGGGAAACAACUCUCGUCGGUUUGUACAUCAGAACGCAGAUGCUGAGACGCGCAAGAAGAUUGUGCUCGAGUUUCUCGCGAGCGUGUUUGGGUGCGAGGCGCUCAAUGCUACCCACGUGCACGAGAUGAACUGGACGCUCGCUCCUUAUGCCACAGGAGGCUAUGGCUCUUUCAAUCCUCCCGGAGUGCUCACCAGCUUCGAUGAGGACGAGCGCGACGAAAUGUCCAAGAUUGGCAACCUCUACUUUGCUGGUGACGCCACCAGCGAGAUUUGGCAGGGCUACAUGGAAGGUGCCUUGCUCUCCGGCAGGCGCGUAGCUUCGCGUAUCAUUUCCACUUUUCAGCCCUAA